Messenger RNA from Papilio xuthus (Asian swallowtail), 1357 nucleotides. Lineage: Eukaryota; Metazoa; Arthropoda; Insecta; Lepidoptera; Papilionidae. The record is from RefSeq and is a predicted model, not a curated record.
UCUCUGUUGAUCUGUUAUUCGCCAGUAGUGACCAUCCAUGGUCACGAACAGUCGCCUCUUAUAUUUAAAUGUUUUUAUAAAGAAGACAAAUAUCAACAAGAUUACAAGAUAUUAAACGUGAUAUGAUAACAGGUAAUAUUUGUUACAAAACUGUUUAAAACAGGAAAUACCAAUACGAUGUUGAAUCUGGUUUUACCGACGAUUUUCCUCAUAGUUUGUAUAAACGGAAUUUAUUGUUUAAGAGAGGGCGAAUCAUGUUAUGACGAUAACAGCAAAUUUUGGGGUCGCUGCAAGCAUUCUUAUGACUGUCCAUCCGCUGAUAGGAAUUUCGCAGAUAAAGGAGUACGCCCUAUUUUCUGUGAAUAUUCCGUAAGAAGAGUCUUGGUCUGCUGUGAAGAGAAGCAGCAGAGUUCUGUUGCGCUGACAUCAGGCAACAAGAAGAGAAUCAGCGAAAAAAAAUGCGAGGAAUACAGCGAGGAGGUGACACAGAAAGUGGAAUUCAUCGCAUUAGUACUAGAACCGGAGACGAUGACAUUAUCUGAUGUGAACUGCAACUAUACCGGUGUUGAACUCAUUGUGGGAGGAGAGAAUGCCUUACAAGGGGAAUUCCCGCAUAUGGCUGCUGUAGGUUGGGAGUUUGGGGGUAGUACAUCAUUUAGUUGUGGUGGGAGCCUUAUUAGUAGGAAGUUUGUAAUGACAGCAGGGCAUUGUAUCAAACGGCCUCGAUUUGGAGAGCCGACAGUCGUCAGACUUGGUGAACAGAACUUAGACCCGAACGUCAAAGAUGGAGCUAGUCCUGUUGAUGUUCGUAUCAAACAUAUCCACAAACAUCCAGACUACAAACCACCACAGCGAUACAAUGAUAUCGCACUUCUAGAGUUAGAGGAAGCAGUUAAGUUCAACAAUAACGUUAGACCUGCCUGUCUCUGGUCUAAGUCUGACUUCGGAUCGUAUCAAAAGGGAAUAGCCACUGGAUGGGGUGUUAUUGAUCCAGACACACAGCAAACAUCAAAUGAGUUACAAAAAGUAUCAUUGUCUUUACUAACUAAUAGAUAUUGCAAACCUUUGCUCAAACCAAAUCGUUAUUGGGACGGCUUUGUCGACACACAGAUGUGCGCAGGAGAGUUACGUGGAGGAAAAGAUACCUGUCAGGGUGAUUCAGGUUCCCCCCUGCAGGUAGUCUCCAGUGACAACCAAUGCAUCUACUAUGUAGUGGGCGUUACAUCAUUCGGUGGUAAAUGUGCUAAGAGCGGACAACCAGCUGUAUAUACUCGUGUAUCUAGCUAUUUAGACUGGAUAGAGGGUAUUGUGUGGCCUGGAGAGUGAUGUGUUUUUUUAUUAAAUAUUUUAUAUUGGA